This is a messenger RNA of Neopsephotus bourkii (Bourke's parrot), 929 nucleotides long. RefSeq lists its product as uncharacterized. Gene Ontology annotation, biological process: apoptotic process. NCBI's taxonomy places the organism in Eukaryota, Metazoa, Chordata, Aves, Psittaciformes, Psittacidae. The record is from RefSeq and is a predicted model, not a curated record.
AUGCUCGACUUAAAAAGGUGCUUGGAGGAGCUCUUGUACAAUAAUGUGACAUUACUGUGUUUCUCUCGAUUUUUUUUUCCUUCUGAAGGUACUGGUGUCAGUCUUUGUUGGAAGUGCAGUAAGUCAUUCCCAGAUGACCAGUACUGCCAACAUCUGAAUAAAUGCAGUGCCGCCCAUAAGCUGCCAAAAGUUCUUGCUGGCCAGUCAGCUUCAAAAUUCAGCAGUGAUCCACCACAAUCUUCCUAUCUGUCUCCCUCUUCCUGCUCUGAGAAUGCAAUGGUAUGGAAAGAUGUCCAUCCCAGAAGGAAAGAAAGGAACCAGCCAUUGAUCUCCAAAACUUUGCUUAAACUCUCAAAGAACAAAAAGAUGACUUUCCCCUCUCUCCCAAGAUGCAGACUUUCCACAUCACCGCAAGCUCUUGAAGACACCCAGUCUUUAGAUCUGCUGGUGACCUGUGUUCAUAGCAACAUUCUGCCACUUCCAACCCUUCAGAGGCAUGAGAUCAAAUAUCUGGUUUUGACAUCACUGAAAAAUGCCAGGGUGAAACAAGAAUCAAGCCAUGGAGAAAAAGGUACUGCAGAAUUUCAGAAAUUUGGAACAGAAUUAAUCAUUCAGGAUUAUUCUACAUUGUGUUGAGAGGAAUAAUGGGGUAUUUUGCAGAGGAAGUGCAUCUAGAAACGCUAAUACUCAGAAUAUCACAAAGCUCUUUAGAUUCCAACACACAGUAGGUUCCCAUGAGGUUGCAUUAAGCAAGCAUUGCUUCAGAGCCAGUGUUUUCACUCUCUUAACUCAGACUAACACAUAUUGUGCCUCUCAAAUUAUGCUACUGUGAACAGUGCAGUAUCUUCCCUACUGUAAGCAGAGAUCAGCACUAAAGAUUUCACAGAACGGAUGUUCUGCCUCAGUCUGUCUGCUCCCAACACCAAUGG